This is a messenger RNA of Hippopotamus amphibius kiboko, 615 nucleotides long. It is a transcript of the gene MRAP, whose product is annotated as melanocortin 2 receptor accessory protein. Gene Ontology annotation, biological process: protein localization to plasma membrane; regulation of adenylate cyclase-activating G protein-coupled receptor signaling pathway. Gene Ontology annotation, cellular component: plasma membrane; endoplasmic reticulum. The transcript has 3 exons. The record is from RefSeq and is a predicted model, not a curated record. Gene Ontology annotation, molecular function: type 4 melanocortin receptor binding; type 3 melanocortin receptor binding; type 5 melanocortin receptor binding. NCBI's taxonomy places the organism in Eukaryota, Metazoa, Chordata, Mammalia, Artiodactyla, Hippopotamidae. Bases 1 to 477 code for a protein of 158 amino acids.
AUGGCCAACAGAACCAACGCCACCACCCCGUACUACAGCUACGAAUACUACCUGGACUACUUGGACCUCAUUCCCGUGGAUGAGAAGAAGCUGAAAGCCAACAAACAUUCCAUCGUCAUUGCCUUCUGGGUGAGCCUGGCAGCUUUCGUGGUGUUUCUCUUCCUCAUCCUGCUCUACAUGUCCUGGUCAGGCUCCCCGCAGACGAGGAACAACGCCCAGCACCACUCAACAUGCCCCUGGAGUUUCGGCCUCAACCUCUCCCUCUGCAUCUGGAGGCAACGCCGGCACCACAGGGCCCCCCAGGGGACCCCAGAGCCUCCACUGAACUUGGUUGAGGAACCAGGGGGCAGAGCAUCCAGCCCCAUCCAGCAGCUUCAGCGGGAGGGGCCCUCCAACUCACUCCCCACUGCCCUCCAGGCCCACCCUGCUCUCCUCUGGGAACUGGCCCUUGAUGGGGACCCACAUGGCACCAGCUGACAUCAGAAGCAAGCCCAGGGAGCCUCCCCUGCAGACAGAACCUCUCGACUGUGGAACCAACAGCAGCAAAGGGGCCACUGCCAAGUGAACCGGGGAACUCAAACCAACCUGGACUCACACGUGCCCUCUGAAAGCCUG